Molecule: messenger RNA, 636 nt
Organism: Lytechinus variegatus (green sea urchin)
Lineage: Eukaryota; Metazoa; Echinodermata; Echinoidea; Temnopleuroida; Toxopneustidae
Gene: efcab9
Product: EF-hand calcium-binding domain-containing protein 9-like
Exons: 3
Coding region: 24-512 (162 amino acids)
Biological process (GO): flagellated sperm motility
Cellular component (GO): sperm principal piece; cytoplasm
Molecular function (GO): calcium ion sensor activity
Source: RefSeq, a predicted model, not a curated record
AGUUUUGUUUGGUUCUUGGAGCCAUGACAGAUUUGAAAAGGAAUCAGAUCUAUAGUGUCUUUGAUAUGCUUGAUAUUGAUGGCUCUGGAAAAAUUGAUUUUGACGAAUUUUACCUUCUGACUUGCAUUCUCAUCUCUUUAAAGGACAAAGAUGAGAAACAGUUUAUUUACCGUCAUUCCCGAACCGUCUUCGAACUCCUAGACGAGGACGGAUCACAAAGCAUUUCAGCUCAAGAGUUCUCUGCCUUUGGGUUCCUCUUUAAUUUCUAUGGUGAUGCCGUCAAACAGAUCUUCACCGACUUUGACAUAUCUGGCGAUCAGGAACUCGACUACAAAGAAUUUAAGAUGUUUGCUAUGGCUUGCAUUGAUCGACAGAACGAGAUUGAUCGUCAAAAACGGGAAGAGCAGGAACGUCAAAAAAGGAGACGAGAAGCAAAGGCUUUAAAACGUCUGGCUCUAGGGGGCGGAACCUGGGCGUAUAUCCGAACAUCUUGUACAUGUAAUAUCUUGUGACUCGACCAAGUUCAUGAGCAAGUUAUUUAAAGAAAGGAGACGCAAACAUUGAAUAGACCAAAUGAGAGCUCCAAUGUUAUUACAGAGGGAAACCAAAGAUUGGAAGAAGAAUGUAUAAUGAACG